AUGCCCUGCCCCUCACUUGCCAUUCCCACCGCUGCAGACAUCCUGCGUGCCAUCGACUGGACCAUUAAGAACCGUGUCAGCGCAGCCUAUGGCCAGGUCUGCUCCAUCAACCUAUCCCUCGGCGGCAGCGACUUUUACACCUCCCCAUGCGCGGGCGACGUCUACCAAGCCGUGUUUGCCGAGGCUCGCGGCGCGGGCAUCCUGGUUGCCGUCGCGGCCGGCAACGAGGGGAAGCGAGGGUCGCUGUCUUCGCCGUCAUGCGCGCCGGCAGCAGUCAGUGUGGGCGCCGUGUACGACAGCGGGUUUGGCACGGCGCUGUGGGGAGGCAGUGCGGCAUGCAGUGACGACACAACAGCCGCGGACCUCGUCACCUGCUUCAGCAACAGCGCAACCUACCUGACUGUCCUGGCACCAGGGGCUAUGAUCAAGGCGGGGGGCGUCUCAUAUGGGGGCACCUCGCAGGCCACGCCUCACGUGGCCGCGGCGAUUGCUGUCCUGAAGGCCUCUGCCCCCGCAGCCACGCCCGACCAGAUCGUGGCGGCGCUCCGCGACGGCGGCAAGCCGGUCCGAGACUCACGCAAUGCGCUGACCACGCCGCGGCUUGACCUUGACAGCUCGACUCAGCUGCUUGCCGCCAGGACGGGCGACAAAACCCCGCCAGCAGACGUCGCAGUCAAAAUCAAUGGCGGCGCAGCCUACACAGGGUCGCCGCACGUCACACUCGCCAUCUCAGCGAUUGACCCCAGCGGCGUGGCGCAGGCCUGCAUCAGCAACGACGUGGCAGUGACGGAUUGCAGCAAUUACCAGGAUUUCUUGAGCGCUCUGCCUUGGACCCUGGCGCCCGGCGAUGAUGGGCCACGCAGCGUCCUGGUCUGGCUCAAGGAUUUCAAGGGCAACACCAUGGCGGCGCCCGCGCGCGCAGACGUCAUCUUGGACACGCAGCCACCGAGCGGCGCUGCGAUUGUUAUCAGCGGUGGCUCCGCGGCGACCGCUUCGCGCACCGUUAUGCUAUCGCUCGCUGGCGCCGACGCUGGUGGGGGCCCCCUGCACAUGUGCCUCAGCAACAGUGGCAACGCCAUGGCUUGCAUGCCUUACGCGGCGUUUACUGCCACCAAGCCUUGGACGCUGGCGGCCGGUGGCGACGGCGACCGCAAGGUCCAUCUGUUCCUGCGAGACCGCGCCCAGAACGUCGCCAGGGCAUCCGCCACGAUACGGCUCGACACCCAGCCCCCCACGGGCUGCGAGGUGAAGCUUGCAGGCAGCGCUGGCCACUCUGGUGUGACAGGCUCGCUCCAGGUGACGUUGUCUGUGUCUGCCUCAGACGCUGGCCAAAUUUCGCGCAUGUGCAUCGCCAACAGCGACGCCAAGAUGUUGGACAAGGGCGGCUGCUCGGCUUGGCAGCCGUUUGCGGCGCAGCAACACUGGAUGCUCGCAGACGGCGCCGACGGGUCCAGGUCAGUGGCAGUGCUGCUUUCUGACGAGGCAGGCAACAUCAUGAGGGCUGCGGCGGCAGGCACUAUUGUCCUCGACACGCAGCCCCCCGCAGCGGCGCGGUUGGUUGUCAACCACGGCAUGCCCACAGUCUGGACCAACAACCUGGCCCUUGAAGUGUCUGGAACAGACCUUACAGGCAUCACAGACAUGUGUGUGACCGACAACCCGGCUGCUGCCACGCCAGGCGCAGCCUGCCCCGCCGGCUUUGAGCCGUUCGUUGCGUCCAGGGCCUGGCAGCUGGCACUGGGUGGCGACGGCCCGCACAAAGUCAGGGUUUGGCUAUCAGAUGGGCUGGGCCACGUCACACCGGCGCCUGCGGAAGCUACAUUCGUGCUCGACACGCUGUCCGCUACCCGUGCGAUCACGAUCAACGCUGGCGCGCGAUUCACGGCUUCCAAGGCCGUCAACGUCAGUGUGGCAGUGCCUGCUCGUGGCGUUGACGCCAGCGGGUCGCUUCUCGUUUGCAUCAGCGAGACGGCGACCACGCCAGCGGAUUGCAAGGGCAGCGACUGGCAGCCGUAUGGGAAGGUCAGGGCCUUCGUCUUGAAGUCGAGCAGCCAGGGGGUGCGGCGGCUGCGCGCCUUCCUCAGGGACGCGCAAGCCAACGUCAGCGCUGGCGGGGCGGAGACGACGAUUGUGUACGAUUCGAUGCCCCCCACCACGAAUGUCAAGGCCCUCAACUUCAGCGCAGCUGCCAUCAGCCGCAACGCCGCCACGCUCGCUUUCAACGCAUCGGCGACGGUGGAUGCGGUUUCAGGAGUGACAACCUUUCUUGUGGGCAUGUCGUUCGUGGCGGGCGCGCUGCUGCUGCAGCUGCUGCCUGACGAGGCGGCCGCGUUUGGCUGCUUCGCCGCUGUGGUGCGGGACGUGCUGCCGGGCUACUACGCCCCCACCAUGACCGCGCUGCAGGUGGAUCAGGAGCUCUUCCGUCACUUGGUCAGGGAGCACCACCCCCGCCUGGCGGCGCACCUGGAUGAGCUCGGCGUCGACCCCGGCGGCCCGCUGCCCGGCUGGCUGCUGUCCGGCUUUGUGAACUGCCUGCCGUUCGAGUCCGCGCUAAGGGUGUGGGAUGUGGCAUUCCUGGAGCGCUCCCCGGCGCCCCUCAUGCGCGUGUGCCUGGCCAUGGUUGAGAUCUACGGUGCCGCGCUGCUGGGCUCGGCUGACGUCCUCGACGCGGGGCAGCUGCUCCACGCGAUGCCCUCGAUGACGUUCGACGCAUCCCGCCUCAUUGCAGUGGCGGACCGCGCGUUUGGUGACAUCACCAACAACAACCUGCAGGCGCUGCAGCACUGCUUCCGGGCCGAGCUGCAGCAGAAGCGGGAGACGCAGCAGGCGGUCGACGCGCAGCGCCGGAAAGCGGCCUUGGAGCGCACCGGCAGCGCGGCAGCCAUGGCCGCGGUGCAUUCUACGGGCAGCCUGUCGGUGGCGGCGGUGGCGGCUGCGGCGGACGCAGCGGCACAGGGAUUGCCGGAAGCGGUAUCAGAGGCGCAGAGGCGGGCGAACGCCGUCGCGCCAGCGCCUGCGCUGCCCGCAGUGGCGGGCUCUGUUGCAGCAGGGGAGGUGGAGCAGGGUGAGGAGGACCAGAGUGAAGAUGAGGAAGGGCUGGAGGAGGGCGAGGACGCUGACGAGGACGAGCGUGUGCACGUCCAGGCGCAGGUGCAGGUGCAGCGGCCCAGCUUGAAGGGCGGCAAGGGGGCGUGCGGCGAGGAGCAGCGGCGGUUCGAACAUGAAGAGGAGCAGGGCGAGGGGGCCGAGGAAGGCGACGGCAGGAGCCCGAGGCAGUUGCAGGGCAGCCAGCAAGGCGCUCAGGGGGGUGGGCCAGCAUCCCCUCGUUCAAGCCGCAGCAGCCCGGUCCCGUCUGCGUUUGCUGCCGUCAACAGCCGGAAGAAGGAACAGCAGCAGCAGCAGCAGCAGCAACCAGCAUGUACUGGGAACGUGGACACUGGAGCGAGUUCCCGCUGGGCAGAAUUCAAGGAACACAGCACGCACUUUGGCGGCAGCGCCGAGGACGCGGCCGACGCCGUGGCCGGCGCGGCGCAGGCGUCAGCAGCAAUUGCGACGCCCGUCGCGGCGCCGGCCGCGGCCGCGUUGCGGCCGGCGGCGGCGGCGCGGGCGGGCGCGGCCAGCGUGCCCAGUGAGGAUCCAGAGCUGUAUAACGAAGCAUCGGACGACUUUGAGGAGAGUGAGGGGGUGAAUCUGCUGUUGGUGCCCCAGUCGCAGCCGGCCGCGCCUGGCUGCGGCCGCCCCGGCGCGCUCGCGGUGGCGUGCAGCGGCGGCGCCGGGUGCGGCAGUCCCGGCGGCGGCGGCGACGGCGGCGGCAGCGGCGGCGGCGUGAGCGCGCACCGCUACCGGAUCUUGGACAAGCCCACCGCGCGGCGGGGCUGCCUGGCGGCCGCGUACGACAUAGCCGCCUCCCCCGGCCUGCUGCCCCCCACCCGCACGCCGCUCACCAGUGCACCGGUGGGCGGCGCGGGGGACGCCAAAGGCGAGCCCAUUCCAGGGGCCAACCCCGGCCGCCGGCCGCAGCGGCAGCGCUCUGACGGCUCCGCUGCCGCCGCGGCGGGCGCCGGCGUCGACCCCGUCAGCUCUGGCAGCUUUGACAGCGGCGUGUGGCAGCUGGCCAGGCGCAGCAGCACGCUGAGGUCCGGGGAGGAGGAGUGGGUGGACGUGGUGCCCUCCAGCAGCCCCGGCGGCUGGAUGGCCGCCGCGGUCGGGCCGCACGCGCGGCCGGGCGGGGGCGGCGGCGGCGGCGGGCCUGGCGGGCGGCAUGCGGGCGCGGUCGUCGGGCGUCAGCCGGGGCCGGU
Molecule: messenger RNA, 4298 nt
Organism: Monoraphidium neglectum
Lineage: Eukaryota; Viridiplantae; Chlorophyta; Chlorophyceae; Sphaeropleales; Selenastraceae
Exons: 7
Biological process (GO): proteolysis
Molecular function (GO): serine-type endopeptidase activity
Source: RefSeq, a predicted model, not a curated record